Trichoderma citrinoviride is the source of this 963-nucleotide messenger RNA. RefSeq lists its product as hypothetical. The record is from RefSeq and is a predicted model, not a curated record. Lineage: Eukaryota; Fungi; Ascomycota; Sordariomycetes; Hypocreales; Hypocreaceae. The coding region runs from base 1 to 963 and encodes 320 amino acids. Gene Ontology annotation, molecular function: acyltransferase activity, transferring groups other than amino-acyl groups. The transcript has 2 exons.
AUGCCCGUGAUUGACAGCAAGCCUGACUUCACUAUUCAAUCGGCGACCUCACUUGAUGAGGCGAAGGACCUCUGGUGGAGUCGGAUGCAAGAUCUGGGAUGGAAUCGCGACGAAUUAGAUGCGGAAACCCACUUCACAGUCGCCCGAGGCGGCGAGGACUGGCUUCUACUCGUACCAACAGGCUCGACAAAGCCUUCAGGAAUGGUCAUCGGCUUCACAUACCCGAACAAGACUGGAUGGGUGGGCUUUUUUAUUGUGAACGAAGAGCACCGGGGAAAAGGAUGGGGUGCAGCUUUGUUCAAAGCAAUGCUCAAUUCGUACCAGAAGAACGGCGUCCAUACGGUCGGCUUAGACGCUGUAGAGGAGCAGGUCAAUACCUACGCAAGACGAGGUUUUGUUGAGGCUGCCAGGAUCAAGCUCAUGACACGCGUAUCGGCACAUGAGGCUCCCCUCAGCUCUGGCGACAAACAGCCAAAGCAGGGUUAUACAGUGACUGAUAUAAAGCAAGUUGAUAUGGGCGCCAUGGCGAAUCUUGACCGCGCCCAUACUGGACUCCAUCGCCCAGCGCUUUGGAGCAAAGCCGCUUUGUUCUCUCGCCCAGAUGCAUUUGGCUUUGCCAUACUCUCGGAAACUUCGGGCGAUUUGCAGGGACUCAUACUGGUCCGUCGAUGUGAGCACGGACAUAGAGUUGGUCCCUUGAUAGCGGAUUGCACGGACCAUGCAUCCCUUCUCCUUCAACUGGCCAUGUCACACCCGAAGAUAUCGGCGUCGACUGGAAGCCUCAUUGCAGAAGCAUUUGGGCCAAACGAGCACGCCACUCGCGUGUUUGAGGAUUUGGGCUGGCAGUGGGCCGGCUUAGAUUACCACAGAAUGUGGCUGGAAGGUCGUGUGCCAAGCGAACAGCAGGAGGGUGGACAGGGCUCGAGGGGAAUGUUCGCGGUUUUCGACGCCGGUCAGGGCUAG